Messenger RNA from Protopterus annectens (West African lungfish), 5136 nucleotides. RefSeq names its product calpastatin (gene CAST). The transcript is spliced from 38 exons. The record is from RefSeq and is a predicted model, not a curated record. Lineage: Eukaryota; Metazoa; Chordata; Ceratodontiformes; Protopteridae. Gene Ontology annotation, cellular component: cytoplasm. The coding region runs from base 114 to 3293 and encodes 1059 amino acids. Gene Ontology annotation, molecular function: calcium-dependent cysteine-type endopeptidase inhibitor activity.
UUCGUGACUCAGCUGGGGGAAAAGGCACGGUCCUCACAGAACUGCGUCGCUUUUGCUCAGCAAGUGUAUAUCAAACAGGGAGCAAGUUUGUCCAACUACAGCUAACUGCAAAAAUGCCGCACAAAGGAAAAGGAAAAGGAAAGAAACACUCAAAAGGAACAAAACCACAAGCUGCGAAAGCAAUGUCUCCUGAUCCCAAGUCAGAUGGCAGUAAAGAAGAAAAAGAGAAAACUGUGGGUGCUACAAGUUCAACUGCAACGACAGUAGCAAGUCCUUCUUCUGCAUCAUCUUUGUCACAAGAGUCAACAAUGAAGCCAGCAAAUACAAAGGCAACACCAGCAUCACCUUCAAAGACAGAACCAGCUAAAACUGCUCAGUCUUCCAAGACUGCUGAUUCUCAGACUAAAGCAGCAGUGGGAGAAAAAACAAAAGAACCCUCCACAACAACACCAUCACCUUCAAAAACAGAACCAGCCAAAACAGCACAACCUUCCAAGCCUGCUGAUUCUCAGACUAAAACAGCAACAGAAGUAAAACCUAAAGAGCCUUCUUUGCCUAAGGAUGCUCCAGGUAAAACACCUGCCACACAGCCACAGGAACCAGCUAAAGCAGCACCUCCCACCAAGACACAGGAACCAGCUAAAGCAGCACCUCCCACCAAGACACAGGAACCAGCUAAAGCAGCACCUCCCACCAAACCACAGGAACCAGCUAAAGCAGCACCUCCCACCAAACCACAGGAACCAGCUAAAACUGCACCUCCCACCAAACCACAGGAACCAAGUAAGACAACACCUGCCACCAAGCUGCAGGAACCAAGUAAGACAACACCUGCCACUAAGCCACAGGAUACUAUAGGGACUAAAGUUUCUCCACCAGCCACUGAGAAACCUAAAGCAAAUGUCACAGCUGGAGCUAAAGAAACAGGGGCAAAACCCACCCAGGCUAGCUCCAAAGCAGGUGCAAAGAUGUCCAUUGACGCAUUAGAUGAGCUGAUGGGUACCCUGCCACCAGAUGAGCCCUUACCAGAUUUUCCGGAAUUCACAGGACCUACUGUUGAUGAAAACAAGUCCAAAUCACUGCAUGUGGAUAAACUUGGUGAGAGAGAUGACACCCUUCCACCGGAGUACAGAAAACUGUUGGAAAAGAAUAGUACUCCAGGUAAAAGUGCACCUGCUGAACCAGCUGAUGAAAAGGCUGCUAAAAAACCCAAGAGCCUUCCCAGUGACUCUGAAGCCUUAGAUGUAUUGUGUGAGGGGUUUGCCAGCAGUCCUCUUCCCCCUGAAAAAAAGGCAAAAACUGAAAAGCCCCCAUUUGAAUCCGAUCCUAUAGAUGAGCUGUCACUGGGAUUUGAAACUGUGUCUUCUCAGAAAUCUGCACCUCAGCAGUCUGCACCUGGAAAGCCCAAAACUGUGUCUUCUCAGAAAUCUGCACCUCAGCAGUCUGCACCUGGAAAGCCCAAAACUGGAGAGAUGUCUCUUGAUGCAUUAGAUGAAUUGGCAGGUUCACUAGCACCAGUAGAGUUGCCAGAAAGUCCAGUAUUCACUGGCCCAGAAGUUCAGGAAAACAAAUUAAAGUCCAAACACAUCAGCAAGCUUGGUGAACGAGAUGAUACUCUUCCCCCAGAGUACAGGAAAUUAUUGGAGAAGGAACCCACUGGUGGCAAAGGUGCACAUACAGGAAAAGCAGAAGAAAAACCUAAAGUGCCUCAGAAAUCGAUGAGUGAUAACGAUGCAAUUGAUGCUUUAUCAGGAGACUUUGGUGGCUCACCAGCUACCACACCACAGAGUAAAGCACAGCCUGGCAGUAAGACUCCAGCAAGCAGUAAAGCAGCAACUGAUAUUAUCACAUCAGAAGUUAUUUCAGCUACAUCAGCUGCCCCAGUACAAUCUGCUGCAGUUCCUCAGUCUCCUCAGAUGCCAGGCCAAGCUUUAGAUGACUUAGUAGGCUCAUUGGAUACCCCUGUACCAGAAUCUCCUAAAUUCACUGGACCAGCAGUUGAUGAAAAGAAAUCAAAGGAGAAACACAUUGACAAGCUCGGUGAAAGAGAUGACACAAUUCCACCAGAAUACAGGGAGCUGUUGGAGAAGGCCAGCACUGACAGUAAAGAUUCAGCUGCAAAAAAGAAAGAAGGCAAACCUGACACACCAAAGAAAUCAACAAGUGAAAAUGAUGCAAUUGAUGCACUUGAUGCACUAUCAGGAGACUUUGUCAGUUCUCCGACUUCCACGCCUCAAUCCAAAGCUCAACCUGGCAGCCUGAAAUCUGGGAGCACUACAUCAACUCCUGCACAUAAGUCUUCAGAGACGAUCACAGCCUCAGCAGCUGGCAAAGUUGCAGCACCUCCUCCUACUUCUAAAUCUGGAGGCAGUACAUCAUCUCCUGCACCUCUGUCUUCGGAGACCAUCACAGCCUCAACAGCUAGUAAAGUUUCAGCACCUGUUCCUCCUAAGGGUGGUAAAGAUGUUACACUGGAUUCCCUAGCUGAUACUUUGCCUAAGCAGUCAAAAGAUAAGCCAGCCCCAGCCGAGGAUAAGGUUAAGGAAAAGCACGGUUCUGAAAAGAAAGACAAACUUGGAGAAAGAGAAGAUACAAUAGUUCCAGAUCACAGGAUUAUUGAAGACAGCAAGCACAAAGGCCAGCCAGCAGACAAAGGAAAAUCACCAUCUAAGUCAGCUGCAGAUGAACAAGGCGCUAUUGAUGCCCUUUCAUCUGGGUUUAUCUCCUCCACAUCAGCUCCCAAAGUGCAGUCUGCAGUAUCUUCACAUCCUCCUCAGAAACCAGCAAGUACUGCUCAAGCUUCAGAAGCUAUUACCUGCUCAUCUGCUUCUAAAGUUUCAGCUGCUCCUUCUGCGAAACCAGCAUGUACUGCUCAAGCUUCAGAAACUAUUACCUGCUCAUCUGCUUCUAAAGUUUCAGCUGCUCCUUCUGCGGGUAUUAAAGAUGCUGCCCUGGACUCCCUCGCUGACACCUUGCCUAAGCAGCCAAAAGAUAAGCCAACUCCAACUGUGGAUAAAGUUAAGGAAAAGCAUGGCUCUGAACACACAGAUAAAUGUGGAGAAAGAGAAGAUACAAUCCCAGCAGACUAUAGAUUUAUUGAAGAAGCAAAGGGCAAAUCACAGCCAGCAAAACCUGCAGCCAAAGAUGAAGGAAAAGGAAAGGACCCAGCAAAGGCUGCUAAAGACAGUGAAGCAGGGAUUGAUGCACUGGCAGGGGAAUUCUCAACUUGUGACUCAACAAAAGCAAAGAGCAAAGAAGCACCAAAAACUGACAGCCAAAAAAGCAAAAGUUAAAUGCAAGAGGGAACUCAGAGAAAGCUAAAUGCAAAACCACUGUCUUCCUUCCUUGCUUUUGGAGUAAUUGCAAAAAUGAGCUGCGUAUCAACAUAUUUUUUCAAGGGUGGCAGUACAGUAAUAAACUUCUGCAAGUCAACACAUGCAGUACCUAAGAAACAUUUGUAUUAAAGUAUAGUUUUCUAAUAAUUAUAUUUUUUAGCUUUCUUGCUUAAGUGGAUAUGUUUGAAUUCCUUUUUUUGUUUUGUUUAAUAGGUUUCUGGUUUUGCAAAUAAUGCUUUAUAUUUUAAUUACUUGUACAUCAUAAGAAACUGGCUAGAAAAUUCAUUCUGUAAAGAACUCUGUAAUGCACUUUCAUGUUGAAACCUGUAAGCUGUAGUACUACUACAGCAUAAACUAAAUUUUGAGUAUUCAUUUCGAAAUUAGUAUCACAAAUGUUUGCCUAUAGGGUAGAGUGGAUUUCUAUUUGUUCAUUUAUGAGGUUUUGUUUUGGAUCAUAGACUUGAGAGCUGUCACACGAUAAAUACCAAACUAAUAUGUCAGAGCUUUACAAUGUCCAGAUUCUUUUGGUCUUCUAAUUUAAAUAAUAGUUUGUUUUGCAUCCCUGGGCUAACAGAGAGCUGAAAUUUCCUAAAUUGUGAGCAUGGUUUCACUACAACACCUUGGUUGUAACAUAACAUAAAUAUUUGUGUUUGGUCAUGUGACAGCUUUAAUUAGGAUCUUCAUAAUGAAAAAAACUCUACUCUGAGGUUGCAAAAGCAUUAUUAUAUAUAUAUAUUUUGCCUUUGCUAAAUGGGUAAAGUUACAUGGUAAGGGUACAUGUUCUUGUAUUUGGGAACAACCAUAAGGAAAGUGUAUUUAAAUGAUUUGAUUGAAUCAAACAGUACAGAAACAGAAGAUGUACAGUAUAAAUAAUUCAUAACCAUAACCACUAGGCUCUGUUGCCAUGUAGAUGCUGUGCCUUUGUUACAUACAUUUUUAUUUCUUCUGUGUGAUUUCAUUUUAACAUGUGCCUUCAAAGUAGUUUUCUACCUGCAAAUCACUUAUGAAGUACUUUCCCCAUAUUGAGUCGACAGUCCUUGGUACAGGGUUGGAGUUCUGCAGACAGAGUAAAUGAAAUAAGCCAUUUUACUGCAGAAAUUCCAUGGGACCAUGAAACUUGCAAGCAAAUUUGAAAUUUAAGAAAAACUACUGACAAAAAGGGCAGUACAUGUGCAAGUAAAACUGCAGAAAACAUAACAUGGCAUAUCAGUGAUGUGUAGUUUCCAGUACUGCCUGACAAAGAAUGAAGAGCUCUGUUUGCUGCUGGCCAUUUACCAUGGAAUCUACAGUUGACCGGCACCUUUUACAGUCCUUGUUAGCCUCUGCAGUAUCUGUUUUAUCAAAUGUCAGUAGCUGUACUGCUAUAAACGUUGCAUGUAGACUGCUCGUACUAUAAGAUGCCAUUUUAAAAAUGGAAAACUGCAAUCUGCACAUUGAGGACUAUGUAUCUGCAGUGCAACCUGCACUCAUACAUAAUGUGCGGAAUACUGCAAUUUUGUUUCAGUGCUGCAAAGUUUACAGGUUAGCUUUCACAACACUAAAGCUUCAAAGAAGAAAAUGCAUUAUGCCAAAAUUCAAAUGUGUUGCAAAACUGUUGUACUGUAAUGUUUGCACUUGUACAUUAGUGAAAAGAGACAUGUGCCUGUAGGCUUCUGAUGUAUAAAGUUAAAAUGCAAGCCAAAAUGAGGCUGUGGUAAUGUAAAUUAGAUGAAUUGUUUAUAUCUUUCAGUUGUAUGGCUUUGGGAGCUUUCACAAAUGUGGAUUUAUAAUGAAAAUUGUGAAAUAAAGAUAAAUCCCAAAA